UUUUUAUCUGGUUUUUUAAUAUAAAUAAUUUUCACACAGAUUUUGCUCUUCUUUCCUGUAAUUUUCCAACAUUUAUGUUUAAAUAUAAAUCAAAAACAAAAUCAGAAUAAUAACUCAUCAUUGAACAAUGACAAGUCUAACCAGAGCUGGCAGAGCAGAAAUUUUGCGGUCCGCUCAAAAAGAUGAAGAGUUUUGUCAGGAGUUGCAAGAAGAAAUUUCACUAAUAUCUGGCGAAGUCACAGGUCUUCGACUAUGGGUAGCUAGGAAUAAAAUAAUAUUUGAGGGAUUUUCGAAGCUAUUGUACAAGUAUUUUACAACCCUCAAAAGUUUUCAAACCUUGGGUGAGGAGUACACAGGCAUUGUACAACUUGAUCGAUCAGGAAGAAAUUUGCCAACCAAAUUGCAACAUAUCGUGUCAGUUCUAAUUGAAAGCUUCGGACCUUGGAGCACAAUAGUAGCCUUGCAUCAAAUGGAGAAAAGAGUGAUAGACUCUCGACAAAUUAAUCCGCUGGAAAAGGAGAAGUUUAAAAACUACUUGACUGCGUUUAAGGCUUUAAUGCCGUUUCUGCAGCAGCUUCAUAAAACCUUUUUCUACCUGUUUGGAACGUACUACAGUUUCAGUAAAAGAAGCACAGGAAUCACCUAUGCUCUAGUGCGACCUUGGAUGCGAAGCAAUGACUCAAGAAAAGCAUUCCACUGGAUCGGAGUGGCAUCUUCCCUUUACCUGAUCAUCAGUUUUUUGCACAGCGUUCAGAAUGGUCAUUUCGUUCGAUCCCAGAGUGAAUUUGUUCAACACCGACAGUCGGUCAGCACCAGCGACCCAUCAAAAAAGUGUUCCCUUUGUUUAGAGGAGAUGACUGAUACCAGUUGUACACCCUGCGGCCACCUUUUCUGCUGGGAGUGCAUUCUUGAGUGGCUGAACAGCAAAAGUGAGUGUCCUCUCUGCCGAGAGCCAACUCAACCUUCAAGAGUGGUUAGACUCCAGAAUUAUGAAACUUCUUCAUUGUUUUGAUUGGUUAUUUAGUUGCAGUUUUGAUAUGUUUAAUUAAAACGUUGAA
Messenger RNA from Cloeon dipterum, 1058 nucleotides. It is a transcript of the gene Pex10, whose product is annotated as peroxin 10. Gene Ontology annotation, molecular function: zinc ion binding. Gene Ontology annotation, cellular component: peroxisomal membrane. The transcript has 4 exons. Gene Ontology annotation, biological process: protein import into peroxisome matrix. NCBI's taxonomy places the organism in Eukaryota, Metazoa, Arthropoda, Insecta, Ephemeroptera, Baetidae. Bases 128 to 1012 code for a protein of 294 amino acids. The record is from RefSeq and is a predicted model, not a curated record.